Messenger RNA from Paralichthys olivaceus (Japanese flounder), 858 nucleotides. Lineage: Eukaryota; Metazoa; Chordata; Actinopteri; Pleuronectiformes; Paralichthyidae. The record is from RefSeq and is a predicted model, not a curated record.
AUGGAAAACAUUUCUCCAGGGAGCGAAGGCGACGUGCCACGAGAUCUCCAGGCCAACAACGUGACGCCUCGUAGCGCCCUGUUGUCAUGGAAACCCCCUGUGAAGCCCACUGCCGGCUACCGGCUGACCUACCAGACAGAAGGUCAGGAAGUGAAGGAGGUGAUGGUGGAUUCUUCGGUGAGAGAGUUCAACCUCACCAGACUUUAUCCUGGAUCUAAAUACACGGUGCAGCUACAGGCGGAGGCAGGAGGACGAUUCACCUCCGCCAUUUCCACUGAGUUCACCACCGGUGCCCUGAGGUUCCCCUUCCCCACCGACUGCUCUCAGGAGCUGCUGAACGGCGUCAGGACGUCAGGCGAGGUGGAGAUCUUCCCUCAGGGGAACCAGGGAGUGCCGAUGAUGGUUUACUGCGACAUGGAGACAGACGGAGGAGGCUGGACGGUCUUCCAGAGGAGGACGGACGGCUCGGUGGACUUCUUCAAAGGCUGGAGGGAGUACAUCAGAGGAUUCGGAGAUUUGAGCAGCGAGUUUUGGCUCGGCCUCGAGAAACUCCACAACCUGACAACAAUGACCAGGAUGAGUCUGCGUGUCGACCUGCGAGAUGGAGACGACUCAGUGUUUGCUAAGUACUCCACGUUCGGGGUGGCCAGGAGGAACUACAAACUGACCGUGGGUGGAUACAGCGGGAACGCAGGUGACUCUCUCAGUUACCACAACAACUGCGUCUUCUCCACCAAAGACCGAGACCCGUCGCCGCUCCUCACCCGCUGCGCCCUGUCGUACCAAGGAGGAUGGUGGUACAAGAACUGCCACGAGGCGAAUCUCAACGGACUCUACGGCAUCGACGUCAAACACCAG